UGUAACACGACAAGAACAGCAAAACAUACAAGUUGGUUACUGAUAGUAAGACUGAAGGUAGAAACAGGGAAGGACAUCAACAAAUCCAAGCGAAAUAAUACACCAUGGCUAGGAUGCUGGACUGAACCAUUAUCAACAAAAUCUAUCACAGAAAAAAAAGAUUAUGACAGGAUUAAGAAGAAAACAAACACACUCGUGUUUGGAUACAAAAAUCUGAUCUUGGCAUGAUGUCGAAUUCAACUAAUGCAACAGGUCUGUGUGAUUCAAAUGACAGGUUAUGCAUAAUACAGGUAUACCAAGUGGAACUCAUAGUGAUUCCAGUGCUGCUGCUUGCAUCAUCCCUCUGUAUGCUGAUAAGUAUAUGUUGUCUGAAGCUGUGCCAUAGCACGGAUAUCACACAAAAUAAUUACCAAAAACAACGCUACAGUAACAGGAGGCGACAUCUACAGGGCAUUGAUGCACCUCCAGAGCUGAACCCCCUGGACCAUGAAGUCGUACCUAUGACAGUCCAAACCCAGAAGCACAAGCCCAACAGACAGCCUGCAGAUCCGCAGUUAUCCAUUGAGAGGCAGGAUAGUUCUUUCAAGCACAUCACCCCACUGUCCCUGUCUUUCACAUUAAAACCAGACAACACAAUGUCUCUCUACCAGGCCACUAUGGACCGGAAUCCUGUUGUGUUACGAGUGCUCAAUGAAUCAGCUGAUUCCAGGGAGCGUCAGGUCUUCCUGGGUUUUGCCCAUUUCCUCUCAUAUCUGGGGCCCCAUCCAUGUCUGCCCAGACUACUAGGGGUGGUGAGAGACAAGGAACCCCUGCUUAUGAUACUGGAGGGGCUGGAGAACAGAGAUCUUCUAGGAUUCUUAUGGAGAUGUAGAACGGGCCACGCAGGUCAGGAGGCACCAUGCAUUAUUACAGAAAGAGUGCUUUUCUCAAUGGCAAGACAGAUCGCCUCUGCUCUGGAACAUCUACACAGUAAGGACUGCAUUCAUGGCAACGUCGGGGCGCGAAGUGUCUUGGUUGGUCGAGAUCUCUCUGUAAAGCUCUGGGGAAUGGGCCCAGCUUUUCGUAGGAAGAUGAAGGUGGGGACUUCAGUGGAGAUGAAGGAAAUCGAGAUGAGGAAGUGGCAAGCUCCAGAGGUGUUAGCCCAUCGAGCUGUCAGUCAAAGCAGUGAUGUAUGGUCAUUUGGUAUCCUGCUCUAUGAAAUGGUAACAUUAGGAGAACCUCCCUUCCCUAAAGUAAUGCCUAGUGAACUCCUGCAGUAUUUACAGAGAGGGAAAAGCAUAAAGAGGCCAAGCAACUGUUCCAACUCACUAUACUCCAUUAUUAUGGCAUGUUGUAAGUGGAAGCCAGAAGACCGAGCUUCACUGAAGGAGGUGAUUUCGAUGCUCCGGAUGGCUGAGAGCCGCGCCAGUGACACAAUGAUACUUCAAGCCCCUGAGCCACUGGACAUUGAGAAGUACAUGCAGGAAGUGGGCUAUGGAGAGACUUACAAUUUUGCUGUCCUUUAACAGGAUCAUUUUGACAGUAUGGUGAUCUUCACAUGAAUGAAACUAGUUUGAUGCCUUUCUAAGACUAAGCAAUAUACAGCUGCAACAAAACAAAAUUGGGGGCAGCAUCUAAUACUCAACAGAAAAAGAAAAAACCCAGGGGUAUUAUAUUCUUCCCCUGACAGGUGCACAGAUAAAGGGAUACUAUUAUCUCCUGACUGCUGUUAUUAAUAAUGUUAUGCCUCUGCAACUUUGAGACUGUGGUGAAGACGCCGCGUUUACUGGUUGCCCGUCUGUGCAUCCGUCUGCCUGUCCGAGAUCUCAGUGUAAAUUUAAUGCAUAGAGCAGCAAAUGAUCUGAGUGAUCGAAACAGGGUCAAGGUAACACCAAGGUCACAUGUCGAUACAGAGACACUUAUUAGUAAUUAGGAAUUUUUUCAACCGGGAAAGUUUGUGAACUCUAUAGAUAAAUAAUAAAAAAAAAAGCAAUGGCUACCAUGUGGGAUGUGGUAGCCUAGUGGUUAAAGUGUUGGACUACUGAUCGAACCCCAAAUCCAUCGAGCGGCCACUGGUGGGCCCAUAGACCCCUAAAAAUGAGAUAAGGGGGCUGAAGGUCACUGUUACCAUAGAAACAGACAUAAAUAAGGAUGGCAACCUGAAAAUUUAUUUGAAGUAAUUUAUGUUAAAAGAAAGAUGAUAUA
Messenger RNA from Tachysurus vachellii, 2184 nucleotides. RefSeq names its product serine/threonine/tyrosine kinase 1a (gene styk1a). Gene Ontology annotation, biological process: positive regulation of kinase activity; cell surface receptor protein tyrosine kinase signaling pathway; protein phosphorylation. Gene Ontology annotation, molecular function: ATP binding; transmembrane receptor protein tyrosine kinase activity. The transcript has 10 exons. The coding region runs from base 225 to 1505 and encodes 426 amino acids. The record is from RefSeq and is a predicted model, not a curated record. Lineage: Eukaryota; Metazoa; Chordata; Actinopteri; Siluriformes; Bagridae. Gene Ontology annotation, cellular component: signaling receptor complex.